AUGAAGCUAUUGGGUUUAUUUGCUCUUUUUGCCCUCACUUGUGAGUCGCUGGCUUUUCAAAAACGUCUUGCAACCCCGAAACCCAUCAACAAUGGAUACUUCAAGAUUGACUUUGAAGUUGCCGAAAGAGACCUUUAUGAUCCAACAAAAGUCGUCAAACGUUCGGACAUGGAUGACAGGAGCAUCAAUUACGAAGCAUUGGCUAAGAGAAGCCGUCAUGUAUUGGACAAAAGAUCCGGAAAUUCCUCUGAAGAUGUUGUCAUGACACUUCAAAAUAACAGAAGCAUUGCAUAUUUUGCGAACAUCUCGCUCGGGACCCCUCCCCAAAACUUCACUGUGCAAGUCGAUACUGGGUCGUCAGAUUUUUGGGUUUUCGCCAAAUCCAACCCGUAUUGUAAUUUCGGCACCAGUAGUUCCAAAAGAAAUCUUGAAGAAAGAGAUGAGGAGGGUGAAAAUGCUUCUGCUACCACUGCUAUCGAUACUACCUCGGGUACUGCCACUAUUUCAUCUAACGAUGACUUUGAAUCCAUUAACAGAACAACCUACAUCACCCCAUUGUAUUUGCCCCUGAAAUCGACUUAUGAAAUCAAUACUGCUACGGUUCUGGCUACCGUUGACUGUGAUGAUACGAGAUAUUUUAACCCGGAUGACUCCAGCAGUUUCCAGGAAACAAACAGCAGUUUCCUUAACGUCUAUGGGGAUAAAUCCUUUGCCCAAGGAGCUGUUAGCCAAGAUACCCUUAUAUUCAGCGACUUUGUCUUUGAGAACUACACUUUCGGGCUUGCUGAAGUUUCCAAUUCUUCAAUUAUGGUCUUUGGAAUUGGCUUACAAGAAUUGGAGGGUUUGGGGUUGUACGAUAAUUUGCCGUUGAGACUUGUCGAUAGUGGGCACAUUAACCGUGCGGUAUAUUCUCAAUAUCUUAAUGAUUACAAUGCCACUACCGGGAGUAUUCUUUUUGGAGCAGUUGAUAGCUCAAAGUACACUGGUAACUUGACGACUUUUCCGUUGAUUAAUGCUCGUCAUCUUCAUAGGACCCCUAGUGAUUUCUUCAUCUCCUGUGACAGUAUUGACCUCACUUAUACUCGCAAUAACUCUGUUGCUCUGAAUGUGUCUUCUGCAAAACAUCCAAUCUUAUUUGACUCAGGAACUUCGCUCCUUAUUUUGCCUCAGACAGUUUUCGACUGGUUUGGAGUUGCAUUCGAACAAAUUUCCUACAUUGAGGAGCUCGAUGGGUAUCUUGCCCGUUGUGAUGUGUUAGAAGAAUAUAAUUUUGAUAUCACCUUGCAAGGUGUCACUUAUUCCAUUCCUCUUUCAUUAUUGGGAACCCCAGUUACCCAACUGCCUUUAUUUCAGUUUGAUGUCCCUCUGAAAUAUAAAAAGCCUAAUUAUUGUUUCUUAGAUAUCGAUUGUGGGAACGACAACAUCAUAGUCGCUGGGGAUUCUCUCUUAAGAUGGUUCUAUGUGGUUUAUGAUUUGACCAAUUAUGAGCUUCUGUUGGCCCAAGCUGUAUUCAACAGCACUGAAGAAGAUGUCCAAGUCAUUUCUGCUCUUGGUAAGGUUCCUGGAGCCGUGCAUGUUGAUAGUUCCAUUACUUAUGAAGGUAGCUUAAUAACUCCAACUUCCUCUGAUGGUGAAGAGCCAUUUUUCACGGGAACUGUACAUAAAGGAACAAAGAACCUUAAUAUUGGGGGUAGAUUGACCAUUUCUUGGCCGUUGUUGGUUGGGGCGGUUGCUGGUUGGCAUUUUAUUUUGUAA
Molecule: messenger RNA, 1755 nt
Organism: Saccharomycopsis crataegensis
Lineage: Eukaryota; Fungi; Ascomycota; Saccharomycetes; Ascoideales; Saccharomycopsidaceae
Exons: 1
Coding region: 1-1755 (584 amino acids)
Biological process (GO): proteolysis
Molecular function (GO): aspartic-type endopeptidase activity
Source: RefSeq, a predicted model, not a curated record